AUGAUGAGUCAAGAUCAUGAGGUUGGGAGUGAUCAGACGCAAAUCAUAAAAGGGAAGCGUACGAAGCGGCAGAGAUCGUCGUCGACGUUUGUGAUGGCGGCGACGACCACGAUCACUUCAACUAGUUCAUCUGCCGGCGGUGGCGGCGGCGGCGGCGGAGGAAGAGAAGUUUCCGACGAAUACAACUCUGCCGUUUCAUCUCCGAUAACCACAACUGAUUGCACGGAAGAAGAGGAAGACAUGGCGAUUUGUCUCAUCAUGUUGGCGCGUGGGACAGUUCCAUCGGCGGAUCUCAAGAAUUUGAGAAAAUCUGAGAAAUUUCUUCAUCAGAAGAUUUCAUCGACUGAAAACUCGAGUUUCUACGUUUACGAGUGUAAAACAUGUAACCGGACGUUCCCGUCAUUCCAAGCGCUCGGUGGACACAGGGCCAGCCACAAGAAGCCCAGGACGUCUAUCGACGAGAAGACUAAAUUACCCUUGUUACAGUUAAAGUCCAGUGCAUCAGAAGAAGGACAAAACAGUCAUUUUAAAGUUUCCGGCUCAACCCUAGCUUCACAGGCAAGUAACAUAAUCAACAAGGCAAACAAAGUGCACGAGUGUUCAAUCUGCGGUUCUGAGUUCAGUUCCGGACAAGCACUUGGCGGCCACAUGAGGCGACACAGGACAGCCCCCACCGCAGUUAGCCUGGCCACAGCCACGGAAGUAAGCAGAAACAGUACAGAGGAAGAUAUUGGGAAUCUGAGCCGAUCGAUGGAGCAGAGGAAAUAUCUACCGUUGGAUCUUAAUCUACCAGCACCGGAAGAUGAUCUAAGAGAGUCAAAGUUUCAAGGGAUAGUGUUUUCAGCCACACCAGCCUUGAUAGACUGCCAUUACUAG
Molecule: messenger RNA, 876 nt
Organism: Microthlaspi erraticum
Lineage: Eukaryota; Viridiplantae; Streptophyta; Magnoliopsida; Brassicales; Brassicaceae
Source: the annotation of a GenBank genome assembly